This is a messenger RNA of Pseudocercospora fijiensis CIRAD86, 3058 nucleotides long. RefSeq names its product glycoside hydrolase family 31 protein. The record is from RefSeq and is a predicted model, not a curated record. Gene Ontology annotation, molecular function: hydrolase activity, hydrolyzing O-glycosyl compounds; carbohydrate binding. Gene Ontology annotation, biological process: carbohydrate metabolic process. NCBI's taxonomy places the organism in Eukaryota, Fungi, Ascomycota, Dothideomycetes, Mycosphaerellales, Mycosphaerellaceae. The transcript has 4 exons. The coding region runs from base 50 to 3058 and encodes 1002 amino acids.
CGUACCUUCACAACUUCUGGAGUCUCUCCGGAAGUACGCGCAAGACAGGAUGGUGAGAUAUUCUUGGGCACAAGCAGUGCUUGCCCUGUCUUCGAUUGCCUGUGCUCAGGACUCGUCUUCACUUCCUCCCGCAGAUGGCUUGACGACUUCAGCAUAUGCCACAAGCACAGGCUCAGUGGGAACUGCCACUGUCGGCGGCGCCACAAGCACGUACUCAGUGCAGUUCACAAUGCCAGCAGCUGCCGACGUUGGACCACACCUUUUGCCAAAUGUCAAAGACCCCAAUGCAAAGCAAGCCCAGCAAUUGUGCCCCGGUUACCAGGCCAGUAAUGUGAUGCACACGGCCAAUGGCUUUACGGCAACACUCAGCUUAGCCGGCGACGCUUGCAACAUCUACGGUACCGACAUCGAAACGCUUUCGCUCGAGCUAGAUAUUCAGAGUGCGCAUAGACUACGCCUCAACAUCCAUCCGGCAUACCUCGACAGCACCAACACGAGCCAGUACAUCCUCAGCGAAGAUCUAGUGCCUGUACCACGACAGGGCUUUGCUUCAGCUGACACACAAGACAUUGACUUACAAUUCCGUUGGACCAAUGAUCCUACCUUUGGCUUCACUGUGGUUCGCAAGUCGACCGGAGACAUUCUAUUCGACACUACUGGCAGCGUGCUGGUGUAUGAAAAUCAGUUCAUUGAGUUCGUCUCUCAAAUGCCUGAGAACUACAACAUCUAUGGCAUGGGUGAGCGAAUCCAUGGCCUGAGACUUGGCAACAACUUUACUACGACCUUCUACGCAGCAGACGCAGGAGAUCCAAUUGACCAAAACAUUUAUGGCACCCACCCAUUCUAUCUCGACACCAGAUAUUUCCAAGUAGACAACGAGACUGGCGCGCAUACCCUUGUCGCCAAUACCUUGAACGCCAAGUCUGACGAGGAGUAUGUUGGCAUAAGCCAUGGUGUUUUCCUCCGCAACGCUCAUGGAAUGGAGGCACUGAUGAACCCUACCAAUCUGACCUGGCGCACACUUGGUGGAAGCAUUGAUCUUUAUAUCUUUGACGGACCUACUCCUGACAUGGUCACCAAGCAGUACCAGAUUGGUGCCAUUGGCCUUCCAGCUAUGCAACAGUACUGGAGCUUUGGUUUCCAUCAAUGCCGCUGGGGUUACAAAAACUGGUCCGAAGUCGAAGCUGUUGUAGACAACUACCGCAAGUUCAACAUUCCCCUCGAGACCGUCUGGACUGAUAUCGACUACAUGUUCCAGUAUCGCGACUUCGAGAAUGACCCCAACACGUUUCCGUACCCUGAAGGCCAGGAGCUGCUCAGUCGCCUGCACGCUAACGGUCAACACUAUGUGCCAAUUGUUGAUUCAGCAAUCUACAUCCCUAAUCCCAACAACGCCUCCGACAACUAUUCGGUCUAUACUGAUGGCAACGACCGCAAUGUAUUCUUGAAUAACCCAGAUGGCAGCCAAUACAUUGGCGCUGUAUGGCCUGGCUAUACUGUCUUCCCUGACUGGCAAUCAGAGGAGGCUGUUGCUUGGUGGACUGAUAGUAUGCACGAACAUCAUGACAAUAUUCCGUGGGACGGCAUCUGGAUCGACAUGUCAGAGGUUUCCUCCUUCUGCAUUGGCAGCUGUGGUACCGGCAAUCUUUCCUUGAACCCAGUUCACCCGCCUUUCGGACUGCCAGGAGAGGAGGGUAGCAAGAUCUUUACCUAUCCCGAAGGAUUCAACUUGACCAACGCGACCGAGGCAGCUACAGCUGCUUCCCUGUCUGCCUCCCAGGCUUCUGCUGUUGCUGCUGCCACUCCGGCUGGUACUAGCACUACUGCCUAUUUCACCCCGCCAGCAGUCACACCAGGUGUUCGCAACGUCAAUCAGCCGCCCUACGUCAUCAACAACGUCAACGGAGACCUCGCUGUCCACGCCGUUAGCCCGAAUGCGACUCACCACAAUGGUGUUGAGGAAUAUGACGUGCACAACCUUUUUGGACACCAGAUUCUCAAUGCCACCUACCAGGCUCUUCUCGACGUCUUCCCAGGCAAGCGACCAUUCAUCAUUGGCCGAAGCACCUACGCUGGUAGCGGAAAAUGGGCUGGCCACUGGGGUGGUGACAACACCAGCUUGUGGGCCUACAUGUACUUCAGCAUUGCUCAGGCUCUCAACUUUGCACUCUUCGGUGUUCCCAUGUUCGGCGUCGACACCUGUGGCUUUAAUGGAAACUCGGAUGAAGAGCUGUGCAAUCGAUGGAUGCAGCUAUCUGCCUUCUUCCCGUUCUACCGCAACCACAAUACUCUCUCGGCAAACUCGCAGGAGGCAUACGUGUGGGCAUCUGUGGCUGAUGCAUCUCGCAAAGCUAUGGCCAUCCGAUAUGCUCUGCUGCCAUACAUGUACACCCUGUUCUAUUUGGCUCACUCUACUGGCUCGACUGUCAUGCGCGCCCUGAGCUGGGAGUUCCCUAACGAUCCAUCUCUCGCCGCCGUUGACACUCAGUUCAUGCUUGGUCCUGCCAUCCUGGUAACACCUGUUCUUGGCCAAGGCAUGACUGAGGUUCAAGGUGUCUUUCCAGGCGUCAAGGAAGGUGAAGUCUGGUACGACUGGUACACGCAGACUGCUAUCGAGGCCCAGCCAGGCGAGAAUAUCACUCUUGCCGCACCGUUAUCUCACAUCAAUGUUGCCGUUCGUGGUGGAUACGUGUUGCCACAACAGGAAGCACUCUACACCACGAGCGAAUCUCGCAACAGCUCGUGGAGCCUGAUCGCUGCACUCGACGCUAACGGCGCUGCAUCUGGUAUCCUCUACGUCGAUGAUGGUGAGAGUGUGAUACAGAACUCCACACUUAUCGUCGACUUCACGGCCACCAACGGCAGCCUCUACGCUUCUAGCCGAGGUCUGUAUGAGGACACCAACAGUCUCGCAAACGUUACCGUCCUCGGUGUGCAGAGCGAGCCAACCUCGGUCUCCUUCAAUGGCAAGACUGGCUCGAAGAAGGCGAAGGCGGUCGAUAAGCCGAAGAGGGAUAUAAAGGUACGCAACAAAUACGACACUUUCCGAGCGCCUUAG